AUGAUCAAAGCUAGCAGUCUUAAGCCAGUUGUUACUGCUGCUCCACCUCCCGAACCGAGGUCUCCUCGGAAAGAUUUGGCAAAGGAUGAACUCAUGUCUUUCCAGGCGGUACCACAAGUUAAUGUUCAGUAUUCUGCUGAAACACAACAAGUCAUAUACUUGUCAAUGGUAGACAUUUCCGUCGCUGUAGCUACUCCAAGUGGCCUUAUUACACCUAUAAUAACUUCUGCCGACAUACUUGGUGUCCAAUAUAUAUCUGCUAGGGUGAAGGAACUAGCUGCUCGUGCUCGUCAGAACAAACUUAUGCCAAACGAAUUUCAAGGGGGAUCGUUCACUAUCUCAAAUUUGGGAAUGUUCGGCAGUGUCGAACAGUUUACGGCAAUCAUUAAUCCGCCCCAGUCAGCAAUUUUAGCCGUGGGAGGGAGUCGCACAGAAUUGGACGAGAAUCUCAAGUCGUGUAAUAGGUAUGUGUUUCUUUACCUUCAUCUAUUUGCGACACGUCCUUUAUUCACUGUAACUCUGUGCUUCGAUGCGCGAGCUAUCACGGAGACUUCGGCACGCCUGUUUUUGGAGCAUUUUUCUGCUUCGCUCUCCGAUCUCGACUUCAUGGUGGCGGAACCUAUGGAUCCUGAACUGAAUUUCGACUUCGCUCGUCUUCUCUAA
Angiostrongylus costaricensis is the source of this 663-nucleotide messenger RNA. Lineage: Eukaryota; Metazoa; Nematoda; Chromadorea; Rhabditida; Metastrongylidae. The record is from the annotation of a GenBank genome assembly.